Molecule: messenger RNA, 3279 nt
Organism: Mercurialis annua (annual mercury)
Lineage: Eukaryota; Viridiplantae; Streptophyta; Magnoliopsida; Malpighiales; Euphorbiaceae
Product: coatomer subunit beta-1
Exons: 6
Coding region: 134-2980 (948 amino acids)
Biological process (GO): endoplasmic reticulum to Golgi vesicle-mediated transport; intra-Golgi vesicle-mediated transport; intracellular protein transport
Cellular component (GO): cytoplasm; COPI vesicle coat
Molecular function (GO): structural molecule activity
Source: RefSeq, a predicted model, not a curated record
AUAUUUUAUUAAAUUAACAAAACAAAUUAUAAUUACAGUUCUUUGUCGCGCUCUCAGACUCGGUUCAUUUCAACUUUUCUCCAAAAUCACUCUAUCUUCUCCAUAGAUCUGAUCGCUCUAAGGAAGCAGGGAAAUGGAGAAGUCUUGUACUCUGCUUGUUCACUUUGACAAAGGAACACCAGCAAUUGCUAAUGAGAUUAAGGAAGCUCUCGAAGGCAAUGACGUGCCCAUGAAGAUUGAUGCCAUGAAGAAGGCAAUCAGUCUUUUGCUAAAUGGUGAAACACUUCCUCAACUUUUUAUCACAAUUGUUAGAUAUGUCUUGCCAUCGGACGACCACACAAUCCAGAAGUUGUUACUUCUGUAUUUGGAGAUCACCGACAAAACUGACGGCAAAGGUCGGGUGUUGCCUGAAAUGAUUUUGAUCUGCCAAAACUUGAGGAACAACCUGCAACACCCAAAUGAAUACAUACGUGGGGUGACCUUGAGGUUUUUAUGUCGCCUGAAUGAAACGGAAAUAAUUGAGCCUUUAAUCCCUUCAGUUCUUCAAAAUCUGGAGCAUCGUCAUCCAUAUAUCAGGAGGAAUGCUAUAUUAGCGGUGAUGUCUAUAUAUAAGCUUCCCCAGGGUGAGCAGCUUUUGGUUGAUGCUCCUGAAAUGAUUGAGAAGGUUCUUUCAACAGAGCAGGAUCAAUCUGCUAAGAGAAAUGCAUUCCUUAUGCUUUUUACGUGUGCACAAGAUCGAGCUAUUAAUUACCUUUUGACAAAUGUUGAUAGGGUCUCUGAGUGGGGUGAGUUACUUCAGAUGGUUGUGUUGGAGUUGAUUAGGAAGGUCUGCAGAACAAAUCGUGGAGAGAAAGGGAAGUACAUCAAGAUCAUUAUAUCUUUGUUAAAUGCCCCUUCUACUGCAGUUAUUUCUGAGUGUGCUGGAACACUUGUUUCUCUGUCAUCUGCCCCUACUGCUAUCAGAGCUGCAGCAGACAGCUAUUGUCAGCUUCUUUUGUCUCAGAGUGAUAACAAUGUGAAACUUAUUGUGCUUGAUCGACUGAAUGAGCUCAAGUCUUCUCAUAGAGAGAUCAUGGUUGAUAUGAUUAUGGAUGUUCUCAGGGCACUCUCCAGCCCCAAUCUUGACAUUCGGAGGAAGACACUUGAAAUUGUCCUCGAGUUGAUCACACCACGAAAUAUUAGUGAGGUUGUUCUUUCACUGAAGAAGGAAGUUGUUAAGACUCAGAGUGGAGAACUUGAGAAGAAUGGGGAGUACAGACAAAUGCUUAUUCAAGCUAUUCAUUCUUGUGCUGUUAAGUUCCCAGAAGUUGCAAGUACGGUAGUCCAUCUGUUGAUGGAUUUUCUUGGAGAUAGCAAUGUUGCUUCAGCUAUUGAUGUGAUUGUUUUUGUUCGUGAGAUAAUUGAGACCAAUCCCAAGCUGAGGGUUUCUAUUAUAACUAGGCUAUUGGACACUUUCUACCAAAUUCGAGCUGCAAGGGUCUGCUCCUGUGCUCUUUGGAUCAUUGGGGAGUACUGCCUUUCUCUUUCUGAAGUUGAGAGUGGGAUAGCUACUAUUAAGCAGUGUCUUGGCGAGUUGCCUUUUUACUCUAUUUCUGAAGAAGGGGAAGCCACUGAUACUUCAAAGAAGCGUCAGCAAGCGAAUUCCAUUACUGUGUCUUCCAGAAGACCAGCUAUUCUUGCUGAUGGAACUUAUGCAACACAGAGUGCUGCCUCUGAAACUGCAUUUUCUCCUCCUACUCUUGUUCAAGGGACAUUGGCUUCUGGGAAUUUGAGAUCCCUUAUACUUACUGGUGACUUUUUCCUUGGAGCAGUUGUUUCUUGCACUCUGGCAAAGCUCAUUCUGAGAUUGGAAGAGGUGCAGCCUGCAAAAAUUGAGGUUAACAAGGCAUCUGCACAAGCAUUGUUGAUCAUGACCUCAAUUAUACAAUUAGGGCAAUCUUCAGUGUUGCCGCACCCAAUUGACAAUGAUUCUUAUGAUAGAAUAGUCCUCUGCAUAAGAUUACUCUGCAAUACUGGUGAUGACAUCAGAAAGGUAUGGCUGCAGUCUUGUCGUCAGAGUUUUGUAAAGAUGCUUUCAGAAAAACAGUUGAGGGAAACUGAGGAAUUGAAGGCAAAGGCUCAGGUUUCUCAUGCACAACCAGAUGACCUUAUUGAUUUCUACCAUUUGAAGAGCAGGAAGGGUAUGAGUCAGCUGGAGUUGGAAGAUGAAGUUCAAGAUGAUUUGAAACGUGCAACUGGAGAGUUUAUCAAGGAUGGGGAUGAUGCAAAUAAGCUUAACCGCAUCCUUCAACUCACCGGGUUUAGUGAUCCUGUCUAUGCUGAGGCGUAUGUAACAGUUCAUCAUUAUGAUAUCGUACUUGAUGUUACCGUCAUCAACCGGACCAAGGAAACUCUUCAGAAUUUAUGCUUGGAAUUGGCAACCAUGGGUGAUCUUAAACUGGUCGAGCGUCCUCAGAAUUAUACCCUUGCUCCUGAAUCAAGCAGGCAAAUAAAGGCCAAUAUCAAGGUGUCCUCAACUGAGACUGGUGUAAUUUUUGGUAACAUUGUUUAUGAGACAUCAAAUGUGCAUGAGCGCACAGUUGUUGUCCUCAAUGACAUCCAUAUUGAUAUUAUGGACUACAUCUCUCCUGCGGUUUGUACAGAUGCAGCUUUCAGAACAAUGUGGGCAGAGUUCGAGUGGGAAAACAAGGUUGCUGUUAAUACAAUAAUUCAAGAAGAAAAAGAAUUCCUUGAUCAUGUCAUCAAGUCAACCAACAUGAAGUGUCUCACUGCACCGUCCGCACUAGACGGUGACUGUGGAUUUCUGGCAGCUAACUUGUAUGCCAAGAGUGUGUUCGGAGAGGAUGCAUUAGUAAAUGUUAGCAUUGAGAAGCAGGGAGAUGGGAAGCUUAGCGGAUAUAUCAGGAUAAGGAGCAAAACGCAGGGCAUUGCUUUAAGUCUUGGGGAUAAGAUCACUCUCAAACAGAAAGGAGGAACUUAAUAUCGAAAAAAUGAACAUGUUAGUCUUUGAUCACACUGGUGUUCAGCAUUGAAGUCUUAAAGAAAAUACUCGGCAUUUUUGUCAUUCUCUUGUAGGGAACCUAGAGGGAGUAGCGAUAUUUUGGAGGUGGCAUUUGUUGUAUUCGGAGCCAUGUCUUUAUAGUUAAAGAUCAUGAAAGCUUGAGGCAUUUUCAGUUGUUUAAACAUGAUUUUUUUUUCUUUAAAUUUGUUUGCAAUAGCAUUAUAUGCAUAUUUGUAGUUUAUAUUGCUGAAUGACUAAUUAUAAUUGAGAUUUUGCCA